This is a messenger RNA of Asparagus officinalis (garden asparagus), 895 nucleotides long. Its product is annotated as serine/threonine-protein phosphatase 7 long form homolog. Lineage: Eukaryota; Viridiplantae; Streptophyta; Magnoliopsida; Asparagales; Asparagaceae. The transcript is spliced from 3 exons. The record is from RefSeq and is a predicted model, not a curated record. Bases 62 to 895 code for a protein of 277 amino acids.
UGAUACUGUGUUCAUUGCACUCUGUAUAUAUGCUCAUAUUUUAAUCACAGGUCUAUUCAUUAUGGAUCCGGGACCGGAGAAUCCCGACGUUUUGUACCUUCAGGCGAGUCAUUGUUCAGACCAUAUUGGUUCGGGAGAGUUCAAGUGGAGACCCUAUACACCGCCGGAGCUCGAUAUACAUUCUCUUGCACCUAUCUGUCGAGAUAGUCCCGACUUGUGGAGAGCCAGAGUUCCAUUGAUCUGUUGGGAGAUCGUAGAGAUGCAUGUACCGGACCGUGUGCUACGGCAGUUUACACUCUCUCAGCAUAUUCCAGAUCCUGUCGAGCAGAUCAAUCGUCGGCGGCGCCCUACAUCGCACCGGACUGACUGGGCCGUAGUCCGUGCGGACUACAUAGGCAGGUGGGUUCAGAGGUGGGAUUGCAUACAGGAUACGAGGCCCACAGCUGUUGACUAUACCACGUAUAUGCGUUGGUAUUGGGGUAUCACACGUAGAUGGAUCACGCGUGACCCACAGCCUUUAGCUGGACACAUGCCACGCCCACCGACAGAUAGUUACAUCCCUAGUGGGAUGAACGAGAGAGAUUACGUCCGUGUUUUAGAUAGCAUUGAUGCUGAUAUUGAUGCGCACGUGACUGAGAUUCAGGAUCAGGUGGCGUUAGGUCUCCUCAGCAGGAUCAAGAAGAGCAUAGCGCAGGUGUUCCAUAAGACUCACGUCGACGAGUUCGCAGGCCGUGAGGACAGGUCUCGCUCAUUUGGACGGGCGUACGCUCGACGUCGACGGCCGCGUGAUGAUGACGCCGGCACUUCGCAUGCCGAUGGAGCCGGCACUUCGCAUGCCGAAGCACGCAACUUCGCCGAUAGUCGAGGUGGAGCCGGCACUUCGCAGGCUUCAUAG